Guyanagaster necrorhizus is the source of this 1618-nucleotide messenger RNA. RefSeq lists its product as uncharacterized. The transcript has 3 exons. The record is from RefSeq and is a predicted model, not a curated record. The coding region runs from base 178 to 1323 and encodes 381 amino acids. NCBI's taxonomy places the organism in Eukaryota, Fungi, Basidiomycota, Agaricomycetes, Agaricales, Physalacriaceae.
UGUUGCUUUGUCUCUCGCACCGAUUACCAUUCGGAACCGGCUCUGAUAUAGAUUCUCCAUCACCGCUCUCGAACUCCGAGGCUGCGAUCACGAUUCUCUGUGUUUCCUUCUUCCUUUUGCGGGCCCCGCUUUUUUGUCUAAACAAAUUACACUACACUCUCCGACACGCACAGACAGAUGCACGACCAUCCAACGUGGAAACUUCGACGACGGACAGGAAAGGAGACAGCGGUGAAAGUAGAACCGAAGGAGGAGCAACUCGAAACCACAAACCACCUCCUUCAUUCUCCCUUGCCUCCUCCUCCUCAAGGCUGGGAACACCCUGCAGAAUUGGACUACCUCGACGCCUCCACAUGGUCGAAAGAUGACAUCAUCCGCCACCUCAUCACGAACUCCUUCUCCGUCCCCGCUCUCGUACCCCACUCCAAAUGGACGACCAUCAUCACCGCAGCGGAGGGCUCGACGACGAUGCUCCCCAACUCGUACCGCAUCCCGCUCAUGUUCGUCGGAGAGUUCAUGUGGUUCUCGCUUCGGUUGGUCCUCGAGGAUGAGAAGGAGUGGGAAAAGUUCAAGGGCGGGGUGUUGCAUGUGUCGAGGCUGUGCGAGGCGUUCUUGGGAGAGGCGAGGAGGGCUAUGGGUUCGGAGGGUCUGGGCGCUGCAUGGCGGUGCGCGGUGUUUGAUAGAGCGCUGGUGAGGUAUCGGUGGGGGUGUUUGUUUUCUGACCGGAAGCAUCUCCAGCUGUUUUGGGAGACUUAUGGGGAGCAGGAGUAUCGGAAGGAUCCGGUUAAGUUUUUUUGGAACCGGGUGGCGUUGAAAGGGCGGAAGGAAUUCAAACUGGACAAGGAGCACAUUGAGACUGGGGUUACGGCGUGUCAGUGGAUGAGAGGGUUGGCGAAGGAGGAUGGCGGCGAUUGGGUAUGGGUUACGGAUCAAACAAGUUCGCGUUCGACGGAGGCAUCGGAGUAUCUCGAAUUGUGGCAGCGCACAAAGGUAUGGGGACAACCGAUACCGACAUUGCCAUCCAGGGAUCCGGUGUGCGCGAUAGGUCCUUCGCCCAAUCUCUCAAAAGACUUGCCUACACCUUUCGAUGCCAUCCAAUCCCCAUCCAGGGGUCCCGAUCAACCAACACAAAUAUCGUGCAUCUCCCGACCUCGUGAGCCCGUGUUUGCCACAACAACGGAUCCUCCUCCUACCGAUACCAUCCACUCCACCCCCACGCCGGUUCCGAAAACCGACCUCUUGCAAAUCCUGCAUGCCCAAUAUCAAUCGAUACAGGUCCACCGCCGCUGCAUCCGUUCCUGCACUCUUUGUCCCAGCGCCUAAUUUCCCAAACCUUUCCGACCCGGACUGUUCGACGAGCUUCUGGAAGGACCCACUAGAGGCGCUGUUGGAUGCGGAUGUAUGCGAGGCACCUGGAUCUGUGAAGGCUGAGGAUACACUCGAGGAGGUUGCAUCCGUGAUGGAUCGCGACGUUGUGAUAUCACCGCCGAUUAAGUCUCCACGAAAGCUGAAACGAAAGAGGAUUGGCUGAUAUUUGUAGACGAGUGCGAUUGGUGGGCUUGGGCUCUGUGGUUGAAUAUGAUUACUUAUCUCUGUGUUUUUCUUUUUUCUUCGCGCC